CCGAGCUCUUCGGACGUCUCUAUCUGCAUAUCUCCCCGUGAAUCGGAGUGAACUCAAGUGCCGACCGGAAAAUUCUUUCGGCCAAGAAAGGUCUUCGAAAAAGAUCUCAAUCGAUUGUGUUUUUGUGUUACCCCCGUUGGAUGUCUCUGAACGCCGAGCGAUCUUACAAAAUGAAGCUGCGCGACGUGGAGAACGCCUUCAAAUACCGGCGCAUACCGUAUCCCAAGCGUUCCGUGGAGCUGAUCGCCCUGCUGGCUAUUUCGUGCACCUUCUUCCUGUUCAUGCACACGAACAAAUUGAACAGUCGCCUCAAGGAGAUGGAGGUGAAGCUGCAGCCGUCGGAGUUCUCGGCCCUGGGUCUAACGGGCAACCACAUCAGCGGACACGAUGCGGGCAAGCACGACGACAUCAACACUCUGCAUGGCACCUAUCAAUACCUGAAAAGCACCGGCCAGCUGGAAAACUUGGACGCAUCUCAAUUGAACAAUACCCCCAAAGCGGAGCGGGAUUUUAUUUUCUACAAUCGUCUGGAAAAGACAGGAAGCCAGUCGAUGACGCGACUCCUGAAGCAUCUGGGUGAUCUUCAUGGAUUUAGCACUUUCAGGAAUAUAGUCCGACCUUCGAGGCCAAUGACUGACAGCGAUGAGGAUGAGAGGGAUCUGGUAGAUCAACUCUUCGAACUGGGAGAAUACGGUGCCUACGUGGAGCACGCCAAUUGGGUCAACUUCACGAAGCACGGCAGUCCCCGACCCAUUUACAUGAACAUGAUCCGAGAUCCCAUACAGAAGGUUAUCAGUGCCUACUACUACCAACGCCAUCCGCUAAUAUUCGCCCAGAGCUUGAUGCGGAACCCCAAGAAGCGAAUUCAGACCAAGAAGUAUUUCGACACCACUUUUAACGAUUGUGUCAGGAAUCGGGAACCCCCAUAUUGUGUGUUUGAUGCCCACAAUCCUUUCAACGGCGAUUGGAGGAGAUUUUCGCUUCACCUCUGUGGAAAUUCGGAAAUUUGCACGCAUUUUAACUCCGAAACUACAACGCAAAUCGCCAAAAUGAACGUGGAACGGGAAUACGCGGUUGUGGGCAGUUGGGAGGAUACAAAUGUAACCUUGGCAGUUUUAGAAGCCUACAUACCGCGAUAUUUUGCCAAUGCGAGGAGUGUGUACUACAGCACAACCGAAAAGUUUACGAUAAACUCGGUUUCGCAUGACACUCAUCUGGAGAAGGAUGUGGAGGAGUACCUGAGGAGCAGUUUCUCCUUCGAGUAUGAGCUAUAUUACUUUAUCAAGCAGCGGCUCUACAAACAGUAUAUUGCGGUGUAUAAGGACGAGUUGUAGCCGCCUUAGUUUUAAAUACCAUGAGUUCACCAAAUGAAAAUAAAUACGGGAUUUACCAAAUGAUUUUUACACCUAAAUUUCAAUUCGAGUCUUCUUUCACUCCUUUCGCUACUAAUCAUUUUGAAUGGCUUGGUUGCUUGAAUUCACUCUCCACUGUGCCCCCCAUACCAGAA
This is a messenger RNA of Drosophila biarmipes, 1507 nucleotides long. RefSeq names its product heparan sulfate 2-O-sulfotransferase pipe. Bases 141 to 1334 code for a protein of 397 amino acids. Gene Ontology annotation, molecular function: sulfotransferase activity. The record is from RefSeq and is a predicted model, not a curated record. The transcript is spliced from 6 exons. Gene Ontology annotation, cellular component: membrane. NCBI's taxonomy places the organism in Eukaryota, Metazoa, Arthropoda, Insecta, Diptera, Drosophilidae.